Molecule: messenger RNA, 6271 nt
Organism: Oncorhynchus nerka (sockeye salmon)
Lineage: Eukaryota; Metazoa; Chordata; Actinopteri; Salmoniformes; Salmonidae
Product: plexin-C1-like
Exons: 30
Coding region: 135-4670 (1511 amino acids)
Biological process (GO): regulation of GTPase activity; semaphorin-plexin signaling pathway involved in axon guidance; regulation of cell migration
Cellular component (GO): semaphorin receptor complex; plasma membrane
Molecular function (GO): semaphorin receptor activity; protein binding
Source: RefSeq, a predicted model, not a curated record
CACAUAGUUGCAGCAUCCAUCCACUGUGCGCUUUUACGCAAUCCUCCUGUUGGCCUUCGGCACAGUAUGACAGUGGCAUCAGAGGCGCAGAACGGAGUUUACCAUGCACUCUCCUCUCAGGCUUGACUGACUACAUGAUUUACAAGAUGAGGGCUGUUUUCUGGGGAGUUCUCCUCGCCUGCGUGGACUGGAGUCGGGGCCAGGAGAAUCACACAUUCGAUGGCGACGUCCGCGACUUUGCCAUUGGUGACAGCUCGGUAUACGUCGUUACGGAUGACCGACUCUUCCAGCUGAACCAUGAUUUUACCAAAGUUAUAAAGAGGGAUAAUCCGAACGUAGUUUAUCCUAACCAAGAAGUGCCUCCUUCCGACGAAACGUAUCCAUUUAAGGUAAACAUUUUACUGCCAUUCAUCAAAAACAAGACCUUGAUCACAUGUGGAACCACAAAAUGCGGCUACUGUGAAAUACUGGAUCUCAACGAAAUCUCAAAAUCUGUGUAUUCGGAGGAUAUUGAAGUGGGUUCAUUGGACCCUGGAGAUUCAACCAUUGGCUUUAUUGUUGAUGUCGGGACGAACUCCUACAUUAUGGCUGGAAGGUUGCCGAGCCGUGUGCGUAAAGAGUGUUCCAAUUCAGGUCAGUUGCUUGACCUACGGAAUACACUAGAUGGACAGCAUGGGGGAAUCUUUUCGAAUUCAGAUAAGAGCACGAAUCCGUAUAUUGACGCCAAACAAAAGGAGAAGUUUCAGUUUGUGGACGGCUUUCAGAGUAAUUCACACAUCUACGUGUUCUCGAACGUUCCCAAAGAGCGUCAAGUUCGACUUAUUUGGUUCAAGAGCGAGAACAGUAAAACAAAUACUUUGAUGUCCCUCAAAGGUGCAACACUCAAAUGUUGUGGAAACAUGGAGCGCCGGGAGCUCCUGUCUUCCUCUGUGAUUCAAGGUUCUGGUGGGCUCCAUGGGCAGGUGCUCUGGGCAGGUGUGUUCACGGCUGGUAACGCAAGCGACCCCAUCAACACCGUGCUGGCCAUCUAUAACAUCAGCUCUACAGGGCCUCAACUCAAAGACGAUGACCCAGACUUCUGCUAUCAAGCCUGUGCAGAGCCCCCGCGGAAAGGUAACGCACCGGACCUGCAUCCAGAGACAGUGGUGUUUAAAUACAGCUCCAUGACAUCAGUGUUGGCAGUGAGACACAACUCCUGGCUGGUGUUCUUCAUUGGGACAGGAGACGGACAACUCAUCAAGCUUGCUGUAGACAAGGCCUAUAAAUCUGCCUGUGCUAGAGUGCUCUACAAGUCAGAUGACGACCGCCGUGUGUUUCCCAAGAUGCACCUGGAUCCAGUGGACCGCAAACAUGUGUACAUGGCACUGAGGAACCAGAUGAUGCGUGUGCCUGUGGCUCAGUGCAGUGAACACAAGAGUCUGAAGGACUGUUGGUCUGCUCAGGACCCCUUCUGUGGCUGGUGUGAGUCUGAGAAGUCAAGAUGUUCGUUUCAGGAUGACUGCCUUCAGCCUUCAGCCUGGAUCUCCAUCUCUGAGGACUCCCAACAACAGAACAUGGUCUCUUACCAGGUGGAGAAGAGCAGCAGUGGAGAGAAGAUCACACUCACUGUCAAGGUCCACCUGAAUGUGCAUGGGACAGGAAGUCUCACCUCCGCCUGUAUCUUCCUCACAAGAAAUGAUCAUCUGUGUGACAGGACAAACCCCGCUCCAGCGUUGCCUCGAUGCUCCUGCCUGUUCUCCAGCGACCAGCUUCCUGCUGAAGGUCUGAAUGUCACCGUGGAGAUACGAGUGGGGAAACAGAACCUUACUGAGAAUCUGAUGCUCACAAACUGUUCAAACAUCUCUGGACCACCUACCUCUGCCCUGUGUUCUCAGUGCAUGACAGCUGGAUGUAGCUGGAGUAAUGAUGUCUGCUCCUGGACAACCAGGUCUGCCAACUCAGACCCCAUACAGGACGUGUGCAGACCCAGCCAGUCAGGAAUGAACUACUCUGAGCCAGUGAUCGUCUCCAUAGUGCCCAGUGUUUUGUCCUUCCAUGGCAGAAACCACGCCCUGAUGACUGGGAAGAACCUCCAUCACGUGACCAGGGUUCGCGUCCAAGGGCACAUGGACUGCAGUCUCAAGGAGUCUCCUGUGUGGAACAACACUGGGUCCAGUCUGACGUUCCACAUCCCCAUUGGUGACAAAGGUUCUGUCAUUGUGUGUGCCGUGCUGCCAGACGGUCGCUGUCUGGGCAAGGCCACUAUCACCUAUGGGUCCUCACCGUCCUGCACUGGGCUAAUACCAAGCACUACCUGGGCUAGUGGGAAGAGGAAGAUCAAGGUCCAAGGGUCCCAGCUGGAGUUUGUGGAGGGGGUUGUUCAUGACCACGCCCCUCAGACCAUCCAAACCAAAUACAGCUCUGGGACUCUGUGGUACCACACACCUCCCUUUGAACACAUUAACCAGCCAGUCACCUCCACUGUGUCUCUGAGAGUGGCCAAUCAGACACUGGCCUGCUCAUCACAGCUCACCUACCAUCCGGACCCAGAAUUCACCAGCUAUACUGCAAUCAAGACAGGAAACGACCUGCGUGUCACCAUUGAGAAAAGGGCUGACAAGUUGAACAUCGCCACAGAAGAGAUCUUAGUGUUUGGUGUUCAGGAGGAUAACCAGGGUGUAGAGUGUGUCAUGGAAACCAUUGAGAAGAGCAACGGGACUGACUCUGUCAUCUGUGAUAUAAAGAACACUCCCAACUUUAACAUCAAGUCAGUGAGGAUAAGAGUUGGAAACUUCACGAAAAACCUUUUACCAAAACAAGCUGCACCUUCACUGCUACUCGUCCUUGUGCUUAUACCCAUCAUCAUUGUGGUCAUUGUGGGUGCGGUGUGGUAUUCCUACAUUAAACAGAGGAAAAUGGCAGCACAAAUGGACAAGCAGCUGGAACUGCUGGAGUGUGACAUCAGAAAUGACAUCAGACAAGGAUUUGUGGAUAUGCAGACGGAAAAGUGUGAUUUAAUUGAGAACGUUGGAGCCAUCCCUUUCUUGGACUACAAGCACUUUGCUUCCAGGAUCUUCUUCCCUGACGGUGGACCUGUGAUGACCUCCUGUAUCAAAGACAUCGGCCAGGACGCGGUGAAGGGGCAGCCAGACGAGAGCUGCCAGGCCCUGUCCAGACUGAUCCGGGAUCAGGUGUUCCUCACCUCCUUCGUCCACGCUCUGGAGGAGCAGAAGAAUUUCAACGUCAAGGAGAAGUGUGCAGUGGCCUCCCUGCUGACCGUGUCCCUCCACGGUGACCUGCCCUACAUGACCCAGGUGAUGGAGGAACUACUCAGGGCUCUGAUGGAGCAGCCCAGUAACUCCCAGCCCAAACUCAUGCUGCGACGCACCGAGUCCAUCGUAGAGAAGCUGCUCACCAACUGGAUGUCCAUCUGUCUCUACGGCUUUCUCAGGGAGAGUGUGGGCCAGCCUCUUUUCCUGCUGGUUUGUGCUCUGACCCAGCAGAUGUCUAAAGGCCCAGUGGACUCAGUCACAGAAAAGGCUCUCUAUACACUUAAUGAAGACUGGUUACUGUGGCAGGCUCAGGACUUCAGUCCAAUGAGGCUGCAAGUGCUGUUUGCUGUGGGAACAGACGGAGAGGUCAGUGAGCCUCUGGAGGUCAGUGCUCUGGACUGUGACACGGUGGAGCAGGUCAAGGAGAAGAUCCUCCUGGCCUUCAAGACCAAGUUUGGCUUCCCCUACAACACCCCUCUCCGACAGAUACACAUCGAGUAUGAGAAGGAUGGAAGGUUUGUCCCACUGAAGGAGGUGGAUGCCAGCUCAGGGGUUCUAGGAGAAGUGACCAUGCUCAACACACUCAAGCACUACAAGAUACCGGACGGAGCGUCCAUCAAAGUGCUCUCUAAGACCCGUCUGAGUCCUCAGAGCAGCCUGAAAGACGAUCAGAACUACUCCACAAAGUACUUCCAUCUGAUUGACCCUGACCUUGACCAGGACCAAAAGAAGAACCCGGAGAGGAAGAAGCUGAAACUGAAGGAAGUGUACCUCACCAAGCUGCUGUCCACCAAGGUCGCUGUGCAUUCGUUUGUGGAAAACCUGUUCAGAACCAUCUGGGGAACCCCUAACCUCAAAGCCCCGCCUGCCAUCAAGUACUUCUUUGACUUCCUGGAUGCCCAGGGAGAGAGCAAGAGGAUCAACGAUCCAGAUGUACUACACAUCUGGAAAACCAACAGCCUGCCCCUGCGGUUCUGGGUGAACAUCCUGAAGAACCCCCAGUUUGUGUUUGACAUGGAGAAGACCCCGCCUCUGGACGGCUGUCUGUCCGUCAUUGCCCAGGCCUUCAUGGACUCCUUCUCCCUGGCUGAGAAACAGUUGGGCAAGCAUGACCCAACCAAUAAACUGCUCUAUGCCAAAGAUAUCUCCCAGUACAAGCAGGAAGUGAGGGCCUACUACAAGCAGGUCAGGGACCAGCCACCAAUCAACAGCUCUGAGUUCAAGGAGUUUCUGCAUGAGGAGUCAAAGAAACAUGAAAACGAAUUCAAUGAAUCUGCUGCCCUCUGUGAGCUCUACAAAUACAUGCAGCGGUACUUUGAUGAGAUUAAACUGAAGCUGGAUCAGAACGGCGCACCCGUGGAAUUGAAGGAGCAACUGCAGCACGUGAAGAGCCUGUUUGAUAGCCUCAACUGUUCGUGAAACUGAACUCACUCCCCCUUCGAAAUGCUGAAGGCCAGAAAGCCAUUCUAAAAACGGAAUAUGUCAGGAGACUACAUAGGGAUUUACAAUUAAAGAAUAAAAGAGGGAGGCGUUUCAGAUUACUGGGAUGAACCAAAUGAUAGCAUGAAUUAGGUCACAUUCCAGCUAGACAUUUACCCAGAAGCAGUAUCCUCAACCGAAAGACGAAAUAAUGUUUUACAUUUAUUUAACCAGGAAGGGCUCAUUGAGAUUAAAAAUCUCUUUUUCAAGAGCGCCCUGGCCAAGAUAGGCAGCACCGAGUCAUUACAAACAAAUAAUCUAGUAAAAACCAUGAAUUCACAAGAGUAUAAAACAGCAAAUUAAAAACAUUGACAGGUCAGGGAAUCAGCCUCAAAAUCCUUCAUCAGUGAUUUAAAAACACAAAUCGGGAGAAGUUCUUCCAGUUUAAAAGUAUUUUGUAAGGUGUUACAAGACGACGGAGCAGAGUACAAAAAAAACCUUUUGCCAAAUUCAGUUUGGACAUUUGGAACAGUCAGCAGGAUAAAGUCCAGCGAACAAAGAGAGUACCCACCACAUUUCUGAACAAUAAAAAUGCCCAAAUAAAAUGGCUUUGUAAAUAAAAGUAUACCAGUGACUGAGCCUACGAGUGACUAGAGAAGGCCAGCCAACCCUGGUAUACAAAGUGCAGUGGUGCGUAAGAGUUUAAAAUAAAUCUCAAAGUGCCAUGGGAAAGGGUGUCAAUUGAUCUCAAACACUGAGCGGAAGCAUUCAUAUAUAAAAUAUCCCCACAGUCUAGUAAAGGCAUAAAUGUAGCUGAUCUAGCCUCCUUCUGGCUUCAAAAGAAAAACAGGCCUUAUUCCUAAAAUAAAAUCCCAACUUCAGUUGUUGAAUAUGCAAUAAAAAAAUAAAAAUAAAGAGGCCAUCAAGAUAUUUAUGAGGUUACAAUCUCAAUCUCCUUGCCCUGACGGGUAGUAAUAGGUGAAAGGUUGAGGUCUAUUUCUUGCAUUAGAAAACACCAUUAGUUUAGUUGUGCCAGUAUUGAGGAUAAGCUUCAAUUGACAAGGUAUGUUGAACAGAAUAAAAAGCAGUUUGCAUGUUCUGGAAAGCUUUUGUAAGAGACAAGGCACAACAGUAACAUCAGCAUAAAAAUUAGGUUGUGGUGUUAAAUGGUUCUCACAAGUAAAGCUCAGAACAAAAAAUAUGUACACGACCUCAGUAAAGCAUAAACAUUUUUAUAUGAAUUGCAAAUACAAUCACACAAAAAAAGUUGUAUAAAUGUUGUGCAAGUCACAGCUCGUUAGAGCCGUGAAACCAACCUUUAACAAAAAUGCCUUUGGGACUAUCACGCUUUUAAAGUUUCAGCGUGAUGGCUUUAGUGUAAACACUUGAUACAAAUCUCACAACAGUCAAAUAAAUAAAAGAACUCUGAGGAAGUCCCUGGUUGGCCAUUGAUAUCAUUCUUUACAUAGGCAUCAACAGUCAAGGCAUGGAAGGACUCCAGCAACGUUACUCACCAAGGCAUGUAAACAUUGAAUCCAUGUAGUUCUUUCUCUUUUCAUUUGAUAUGUUUUGUGCCAAUAAAAUCAAAAUGCUUUUCAAAA